Nicotiana attenuata is the source of this 1791-nucleotide messenger RNA. RefSeq lists its product as uncharacterized. The transcript has 4 exons. Lineage: Eukaryota; Viridiplantae; Streptophyta; Magnoliopsida; Solanales; Solanaceae. The coding region runs from base 1 to 1791 and encodes 596 amino acids. The record is from RefSeq and is a predicted model, not a curated record.
AUGCCAUUUGAACAGCCAGCACAAGAUGAUGCUACUGGGGUCCCAAAUGAUGAACUUGAUCCCUCCAUGGAGGAUCAAGGUCAGGAGUCAUCUUCCCAGGUCAGUAUUGAUCCUGCUCCCUCUCCCCACUUCGAUGCUGAGCCUUUGAAUAUGGUGGUGCCUGAGACAAAUCCUGACAGUGAAGAAGACACAAAUGAUUUAGUUUAUGCUAGUUUUAUCAGGGCUAGGACUAAGACAGUGGCAACUUCAGAGCCACCUCCUAAGCAACCCACUUCACGGUUGCAGCAAAAGGAGGCUCUAGAGUUUGCCCUCAAGAAGAGUAAAAAGAGCCGGAGAAGGAGAAGGUUGGUCAAAGAUGGAAAAGUUGUACAAGCAGAGGAUGUUCCUGUAGUGGAUGUGGAUGAGGAAACCAAAGAGGAACCUAGUUCCCUGACCCGCAAGUCUUCUAGGAAGAAGCACUCUCUCUCUCAAUCCGAAAAGCACACCUCUAAGGGUGGUGAGAGUUCAUCCAAGAGUUUUGUUGAUGGUUCUAGUAAAAAGUUGGUAAAAAGUUCUGGUGACAAGACAGUGAAGGAGCGUGGUGACAAGUCAGAUGAGGAAGAAGUGGAGAAAUCUAUGAAAAGAAAGAGGGAUGAUGAUGAUGAUGGUGAUGAUGAGGAACCUGGUUCUGUCAAGAAAGGAAAAGUAAGUGAAACUCUGAGGUCAGAGAAAAGGAAGCCGGGGAAUCAGAAAGUGCCGCGGGGCCGCACAUUUUCCUCUGACAUUCUAGAGAGUGCUGGGAUGAGACAAUUAGUGGAUAUUUGUGAUGCUCAACAGUGGACCAAUUUGUUUACUACUGUGGCUCCUAUAGUGUAUGAGGACGAGGUGCGAAGCUUCUACACCAGCCUCUUCACAGUAGAUGGUGAUCAAAUCUGUGUGUUGGUAAAUGGGGUGGACAUAGUGAUGGACUCUGCCUUAUUGAGGUCAAUUCUGGGUGUUCCUACCGAAGGAGUGUCAUCUGCUCAGGGUGCUUGCACACCAACCUUCAGAAUUGCCAUUGUCAAGGACAAGGCAGUACAUCAUGGGGAACAGGUGUAUAAGAAGGCAGUCCUUCCAGUGUAUCAGCUGCUCUUUGAGAUGGUUAACAAAGUAUUGCUUCCCCGCGCUAAAAGAAGAUCUGUUGCAUCCAAAGCUGAUCUAUUCCUUAUGGAGACUUUGGAUAAUUUCUCCUCCAUCAAUUUGCCUGCCAUAAUGAUUGAGCAUAUGCAGAAGGUAGAGAACCUCAAAGACGGGAAUCCUGGACUGCCUUAUGGGUUCCUUCUCACAAAGGUCUUUGAGUUUUUCAAAGUACCUCUGGGACAGGCCAAAGUGGGCACCAAAAAGCAAUCAUUUUCAAAAACUACUCUGGAUGAGUGUGAGUGUAUUGAUAAAUUCAGAGGAGUUGGAAGUACUUCCACAAUCUUUCAACUGAUAAAUGCUCAGAAUAGUGCCACAAAGGAGAUCCGGAAGUUAAAGGCUAGGAACGCGAUUCUUGAGAGUCAGCUCAGUCAGUUUCAAGAGGUACCUAAUUUCAGUGGUUCUCACAGCGCAGAGGUUGCACGCCUAACAAAGGAGAAUGCUGAACUAAGGAAACAGACUGUGGAUGAAAACAAUGAAUUUGCUCCUGCCUGUAAAAGUCCAAUUCUGGACGACUGCGAAGAAGCUCCAUUAAAGAGGAGGAGAAUAAGGGCUGAUGGGGUACCCAGGAUCGAGGGGCCUUCGAGGGACGAUCCCGUGUUGGCAGUGUCUGAGCCUGCUGGUGAAGCUAAUUAA